AUGGAUCAAAAUAAAAUAAUUAAAAUAUCAAAGAAAUAUACUAAUAGAACUGUUAAAUCAUGGCAACAUCCUUCAAAACAAGUUAUAUCCAAUAUAAGGAAAAUCUUAGAAUUAAAUAAAAUUAAAUCACUUCAAUUAAUAUCAAAAAAUAAUAAUACUUUAAUGGAGAAAGAUUUUGAAUUAGAUGAUUUUAUUAAAGUUUUUAUAUCUCAACUGGUUAAAUCUAAAUUACCUAAAACUUUACAAUCUGAAUUAGAUUAUGAUUUAGAUUAUCAAUUGAAAAAAGAGAAAUAUUUGGUUAAUUUAAUAUCAAAUGAAAUUAAUCAAUUGAAUUUAUUACAAAAAAAUUUAAAAUUAGAGAAACAGAAAAAUAAAGAUAUAAAAAGAUAUUUACAUAAUUAUGAAACUCUAUUAAAUAAAGAAUUAGAGAAAUUAAAUGAUGAUGAACAUAAUGAUAAACAUAAUGAACAAAAUAAAUCAAUAAAUCUUUCAAAUUCAAAUGAUCCAGAAAUAAACAAUACAAUAUCUGAAUUAAAAAACUCAUUAAAUAAAAUAGAUCAAUCCUUAUCAAAAUAUAAUGAACUAUCCCAUAAUUUAAAUGAUUUAUUAUCAUAA
This is a messenger RNA of Hansenula ciferrii, 615 nucleotides long. RefSeq names its product Okp1p (gene OKP1). Lineage: Eukaryota; Fungi; Ascomycota; Saccharomycetes; Phaffomycetales; Wickerhamomycetaceae. The transcript has a single exon. The coding region runs from base 1 to 615 and encodes 204 amino acids. The record is from RefSeq and is a predicted model, not a curated record.